CACCUUUAUUUGCAACGUCCAUCAUUUUCGGCAGCAGGGCAGUAGACGUCUUCUGCAACUUCAUCCUGGGCCCGUUGAUUGACAGGACAAACACACGAUGGGGAAAAGCGAAACCAUGGAUUGUGGUAACGCAACUGAUCAUCACUGUGACGAACGCCUUGAUCUGGUAUGUCCCGGAUGUUGGAACGGGCGGAAAGCUGGCCUGGUACAUUCUACUGUACACUCUGCUGAAGCUCGCCAUGACGGGGUUUCAUAUUUCGAGCCGUACGUACGUGAUGUUUCUCAGCGAAGAUAUCUCAGACAAAGACUCGGCCGUUUUGUACAGGUCUGUUCUCACCGUCGGAGGGUUGGUUGGGGGAAUGGCGAUGCACGGACAGAUCCUGGCCUCAUACAGACGUUCAGGGUACGAUGCCUGUCACAGCAACGCCACCUACGGUGCCAACAACACCAACAGUUCUGUGGACAGUGUAUCUAUGGUGAUGAUGAAAAACGGCUACCUGAUCUCCUCUGCAACUGUGUGCAUCAUGAUCCUGGCCGGGGUGUUAGCCAUUAUCUUUGGAACAGCCGAGAGAAAAGAUAUUUCAUCGUCAUCUGGUGGAGAACGUGCCGGACAGUCCCUGCUCAUGAUCAAGACUUUGAAGACUGUGCUGACGUUCCGACCCAACGUCUAUUUUCUGCUGGGGUUUCUCUGUAUCCAAACAACUAUGGCAAUAGGACAUGGCACACUCGCCCUUUACCUACAGUACAGUCUGGACUUGGAAGAUCAGAUCGAGAACGUCAUUUUAGCUUUAAUGGCGUCAUCAGUGUUGACCAUACCGUUGAUUGCUUUGAUCGUGUCCAAAUUUGGGAAGAAGACUACCUACAUAUGCUGCCAGCUGGCCGGGAUCCCGAUGUUCAUUGGAUUCCAGUUUGUGCCCAGUGGCAGUUUAGCUAUCUAUGCUAUCAUCAUUGCUCUCGGCAUCCCGUUGGGUGCACAGUACUUCAUGCCAUGGGUCUUAAUAAGUGACAUUAUAGAGGACUGCUAUCUCCAAACCAAGGAAAGGCUGGACACCGCCUUCAUGGCCGUUUUGCUGUCUGUAGGCAGUCUCGGCAUCACCAUCGGACUGAUAAUGGCCACCAUCGGGCUGGAAAUCGGAGGCUACAAACUAGGAUCCUGUAUUCAGCCUGACGACGUAGGAAGCGCCAUGCGGAUUCUGCUGGCACUGUAUACCGCAAUCUUCACCUUUAUGGGCGUGGUGUUUCUAUGGAGAUACCCAAUCACAGAGGAGAGGCAAAAAGAAAUUACGGAGGCCAUAAGGAAACGGAAACAUGCAAACGCCUUCCAGCAAAGCGCCAGCCGACAACACGAAAGCCUGUCCACUGAUACGAAUGAAGAGGCUCUCCAGAAAGGUUCAAACAAAAAUGUUCCAUCUGCGAUAUAGAAAACUCUUUACGCAUUAUCAGAUAGUUAGCUCCAAAUCGGCAUAUCAACUGUAUCGUGUGAUGUUGAUCGCCAAAGUUGACGUCAUAAUGUG
This is a messenger RNA of Branchiostoma floridae (Florida lancelet), 1514 nucleotides long. RefSeq names its product sodium-dependent lysophosphatidylcholine symporter 1-like. The transcript is spliced from 12 exons. Bases 240 to 1421 code for a protein of 393 amino acids. Gene Ontology annotation, molecular function: symporter activity. Gene Ontology annotation, biological process: carbohydrate transport. Gene Ontology annotation, cellular component: membrane. Lineage: Eukaryota; Metazoa; Chordata; Leptocardii; Amphioxiformes; Branchiostomatidae. The record is from RefSeq and is a predicted model, not a curated record.